This is a messenger RNA of Biomphalaria glabrata, 6001 nucleotides long. Its product is annotated as serine-rich adhesin for platelets-like. Lineage: Eukaryota; Metazoa; Mollusca; Gastropoda; Planorbidae. Gene Ontology annotation, cellular component: cytoplasm; nucleus. The transcript is spliced from 6 exons. Gene Ontology annotation, molecular function: ubiquitin protein ligase binding; protein tag activity. Gene Ontology annotation, biological process: protein ubiquitination; modification-dependent protein catabolic process. The record is from RefSeq and is a predicted model, not a curated record. Bases 378 to 4499 code for a protein of 1373 amino acids.
CCUCACAUUCGGGGUAAGUUAUACAAAUUGUUUUAUAAUUUCAUUUUCAAGUUUAUUGUUGCUUUCCUCUUUAUAAACACUUUCUUUUAUCAAGAAUCGCAUUUUAUUAUCACACUGAGCAGGUCCACAGGUGUACUUCAUCUGAUGGAAGGCUGCUCGAGAUUUACCAAUGCGGGUUCUGACAUCUGCAUCUGUUUCUCCAUGGUGUUCUAGGAUACUGCCGAGUGACCAGCGGAUGGAAAGGUGCAGGGUUUGAACAGAUGACGAUCAUGAAGACAGUCCAAAGCCCAUACCAAAUGGCCAUUUAGUGAUUCAUUGCAAUAAGUCCUCAAAGAUCUGUGUGUGUAUAACAUGACUUUUAAACUAACUAGUUAAAGAUGACUAGUGAAUGUGAUGACAUGGACAUUGACAGUGGUGUCAGUGACAUGACAGAAACAGAAAGCGUUAGCAGUGUCACCUCCAGCUCCAAUAAUAUAGGUACUACACCUGGAAAUGUAAUUAUGGACGAUUCAGAAGUACGAGGUGCUGAGUCUACCCCUCUAAACAAAGCAGAGUCAAACAGUUCUCUGUUGAGUCAAGAUAGUGAAAUAGAAAGUGGAUCAAGUUUCCCAGCAUCAAGUGUCGUAAUGGGCAGAUCAGCAUCAAUCAGUUCUAUGUUAGAUCCAGAAAGUGAAACAGAAAGUAGAUCAGAUUCUCCAGCAUCAAGUAAAGUAAUAGGCCAAGCAGCGUACAACAGGUUUAUGCUGAGUCAAGAUAGUGAAAUAGAAAGUAGAUCAAGUUCCCCGGCAUCAAGUGUCAUAAUGGACAAAGGAGCACCAGACAGUACUCUGUUAGGUCCAGAAAGUGGAACAGAAAAUAUAUCUGAUUCUCCAGCUUCAAGUAAAGUAAUGGGCCAAGCAGCGUACAACAGGUCUGUGCUGAGUCAAGAUAGUGAAAUAGAAAGUAGAUCAAGUUCCCCAGCAUCAAGUGUUGUAAUGGGCAGAUCAGCAUCAAUCAGUUCUAUGUUAGGUCCAGAUAGUGGAACAGAAAAUAUAUCUGAUUCUCCAGCUUCAGGUAAAGUAAUGGGCCAAGCAGCGUACAACAGGUCUGAGCUGAGUCAAGAUAGUGGAAUAGAAAGUAGAUCAAGUUCCCCAGCAUCAAGUGUUGUAAUGGGCAGAUCAGUAUCAAUCAGUUCUAUGUUAGAUCCAGAAAGUGAAACAGAAAGUAGAUCAGAUUCUCCAGCGUCAAGUAAAAUAAUAGGCCAAGCAGCGUACAACAGGUCUGUGCUGAGUCAAGAUAGUGGAAUCGAAAGUGGAUCAAGUUCCCCAGCAUCAAGUGUUGUAAUGGGCAGAUCAGCAUCAAUCAGUUCUAUGAUAGAUCCAGAAAGUGAAACAGAAAGUAGAUCAGAUUCUCCAGCGUCAAGUAAAAUAAUAGGCCAAGCAGCGUACAACUGGUUUAUGCUGAGUCAAGAUAGUGGAAUAAAAAGUGGAUCAAGUUCCCCGGCAUCAAGUGUCAUAAUGGACAAAGGAGCACCAGACAGUACUCUGUUAGGUCCAGAAAGUGGAACAGAAAAUAUAUCUAAUUCUCCAGCUUCAAGUAAAGUAAUGGGCCAAGCAGCGUACAACAGGUCUGUGCUGAGUCAAGAUAGUGAAAUAGAAAGUAGAUCAAGUUCCCCAGCAUCAAGUGUUGUAAUGGGCAGAUCAGCAUCAAUCAGUUCUAUGUUAGAUCCAGAAAGUGAAACAGAAAGUAGAUCAGAAUCUCCAGCGUCAAGUAAAAUAAUAGGCCAAGCAGCGUACAACAGGUCUGUGCUGAGUCAAGAUAGUGGAAUCGAAAGUGGAUCAAGUUCCCCAGCAUCAAGUGUUGUAAUGGGCAGAUCAGCAUCAAUCAGUUCUAUGUUAGAUCCAGAAAGUGGAACAGAAAGUAGAUCAGAUUCUCCAGCAUCAAGUAAAGUAAUGGGCCAAACAGCGUACAACAGGCCUGUGCUGAGUCAAGAUAGUGGAAUCGAAAGUGGAUCAAGUUCCCCAGCAUCAAGUGUUGUAAUGGGCAGAUCAGCAUCAAUCAGUUCUAUGUUAGAUCCAGAAAGUGGAACAGAAAGUAGAUCAGAUUCUCCAGCUUCAGGUAAAUUAAUGGGCCAAGCAGCGUACAACAGGUCUGAGCUGAGUCAAGAUAGUGGAGUCGAAAGUGGAUUAAGUUCCCCAGCAUCAAUUGUUGUAAUGGGCAGAUCAGCAUCAAUCAGUUCUAUGUUAGGUCCAGAUAGUGGAACAGAAAAUAUAUCUGAUUCUCCAGCUUCAGGUAAAAUAAUAGGCCAAGAAGCGUACAACUGGUUUAUGCUGAGUCAAGAUAGUGGAAUAAAAAGUGGAUCAAGUUCCCCGGCAUCAAGUGUCAUAAUGGACAAAGGAGCACCAGACAGUACUCUGUUAGGUCCAGAAAGUGGAACAGAAAAUAUAUCUGAUUCUCCAGCUUCAAGUAAAGUAAUGGGCCAAGCAGCGUACAACAGGUCUGUGCUGAGUCAAGAUAGUGAAAUAGAAAGUAGAUCAAGUUCCCCAGCAUCAAGUGUUGUAAUGGGCAGAUCAGCAUCAAUCAGUUCUAUGUUAGAUCCAGAAAGUGAAACAGAAAGUAGAUCAGAUUCUCCAGCGUCAAGUAAAAUAAUAGGCCAAGCAGCGUACAACAGGUCUGUGCUGAGUCAAGAUAGUGGAAUCGAAAGUGGAUCAAGUUCCCCAGCAUCAAGUGUUGUAAUGGGCAGAUCAGCAUCAAUCAGUUCUAUGUUAGAUCCAGAAAGUGGAACAGAAAGUAGAUCAGAUUCUCCAGCUUCAGGUAAAGUAAUGGGCCAAGCAGCGUACAACAGGUCUGAGCUGAGUCAAGAUAGUGGAAUCGAAAGUGGAUUAAGUUCCCCAGCAUCAAUUGUUGUAAUGGGCAGAUCAGCAUCAAUCAGUUCUAUGUUAGGUCCAGAUAGUGGAACAGAAAAUAUAUCUGAUUCUCCAGCUUCAGGUAAAGUAAUGGGCCAAGCAGCGUACAACAGGUCUGAGCUGAGUCAAGAUAGUGGAAUAGAAAGUAGAUCAAGUUCCCCAGCAUCAAGUGUUGUAAUGGGCAGAUCAGUAUCAAUCAGUUCUAUGUUAGAUCCAGAAAGUGAAACAGAAAGUAGAUCAGAUUAUCCAGCGUCAAGUAAAAUAAUAGGCCAAGCAGCGUACAACAGGUCUGUGCUGAGUCAAGAUAGUGAAAUAGAAAGUGGAUCAAGUUCCCCAGCAUCAAGUGUCGUAAUGGACAAAGGAGCACCAGACAGUACUCUGUUAGGUCCAGAAAGUGGAACAGGAAAUAUACCUGAUUCUCCAGCUUCAAGUAAAGUAAUGGGCCAAACAGCGUACAACAGGCCUGUGCUGAGUCAAGAUAGUGGAAUAGAAAGUGGAUCAAGUUCCCCAGCAUCAAGUGUCGUAAUUGGCAAAUUAUCAUCAAUCAGUUCUAUUUUAGUUCCAGAAAGUGGAACAGAAAGUAGAUCAGAUUAUCCAGCGUCAAGUAAAAUAAUAGGCCAAGCAGCGUACAACAGGUCUGUGCUGAGUCAAGAUAGUGAAAUAGAAAGUGGAUCAAGUUCCCCAGCAUCAAGUGUCGUAAUGGACAAAGCAGCAUCAAUCAGUUCUGUUUUAGGUCCAGUAUGUGGUCCAGAAAGUAUAUCAGAUUUUCCAGCAUCAAGCGUAGUAAUGGGUAAAGCAGCCUCAAACAGUUCUGUGUUAGAUCCAGAAAGUGGAAUAGAAAGUAGAUUAGAUACUCUAGCAUCAAGUGAAGUAAUAGGCAAAGCAGCGUACAACAGCUUUGAGCUUCAUCAAGAUAGUGAAAAAGGAAUAGGGUCAAGUUCUCCAGCAUCAAGCGUAAUAAUGGGUAAAGCAUCGUCAAACAGUUCUGUGUUGAUUCCAAAACCAAAAAGUAGAACAGGAAGUGGAUUCGAAUCCGUAGCAUCAAGGGUAGUAAUGGGUAAUACAGCGUCAAACAAUUCUGUGUUGAGUCCAGAAAGUAGAAAAGGAAGUGGAUCAGGCUCUCCAGCAUCAAGCGUAAAAGAGAGUAAAGCAGCGUCAAACAGUUCUGUGUUGAGUCUAGAAAGUGAAAAAGGAAGGAAAUUAGAGUCCCUAGCAUCAAGUGUAGUAAUGGGCAAAGCAGAGUCAAUAGGGUCUAUGAUAAGUCAAAAUAGUGGAAUCGGAAGUGGAUCAGGAAGUGGAAAGGAAAUGAAACUUGGUGUGCCAUUGCCUAUGGAGCGUAACUACUUGAAGACGAAAACCCAAGAAUGGAUUGAAAUGCAUUUUGAAGUAUUCGUGAAAACUCUGGAUGGUAAAACUUUGACCAUACAAGUUGAAGAGCAUGAAGAAGUCACAAGCUUCAGGAAGAAAGUUCAGGAGAAGACAAACGUGGAAGCAAGUCAGCAAUACCUUCACACAGCCAAUGGGAGGAAACUGCAAGACGGAGAAAGACUCAGCAAAUACAAUAUUCAGAAACAUUCCACCAUUUACUGUGAGUGGAGACUCAGGGGAGCCUAAAAAUUUUAGAGAUAAAAGUUUCUUUAACAUUGUCUACAAGUAACAUGAAAAUAUAUACGCUUUAAUUUAAAACAAAAAUAAACAAAACAACCUAACAUCAAUUCAAUCUUUUAUUGAUACACAGGAAACAAUACUUCUAUAUUGAAAUUUUAAUUUAUAUUAGAACUAGCUGAUAUUACCCGCGGUAUGCGGGCCUUAUUUUGCUUACUAAUAAUGUAAUGAAUUGGCUAUAUAUCUAUGUCCAACGUAACAAAUGUUUCUUCAAAGGUUUUUCUUCGCCACGAAAAUGAAAGUGGAUUGCGAAAAUGGGGCUACCCGCUAAGCCGAUACAUGCAUAUCAUGUAUGUGAUAAUGUUGAAACGGGAUAAGGUUUCUUUCUUUAAUAGAGAUUAUUUAGCUAUAAAAACGAGUAUACCCUAUUUGUCCCCAAAGUUUCGUUCUUAAAGAGAAAUAUAUAUAUAUAUAUAUAUAUAUAUAUAUAUAUAUAUAUAUAUAUAUAUAUAUAUAUAUAUAUAUAAUUUUUUAGGGCUUUGGAUUGUACAUUAAACAUAUACUACAAUACACGUUGUAUCAAGAUAGGUCAAACGGUUUAGAUUUCUAUUCGGGACAUACAUACAUACAAACAUACAUAAAUACAUACAUAAAUAUAUAAAUAUAAGGCUUGUUUCGAGUCAGAAGAUAAGUGAGGGAUGCAGUAUUUCCAGUGGCUGCACAGCCCCAGCAGUGACCUACAUUUUUUGCCACACCUAGGGCAAGAAUGCUUACAUACAUACAUACAUCAACUUAUUUUCUGCUUUAUAUUUUAGAUAUGCGUUUUAAAUGGUAACAUUUGCAUACAUAAACAAUUUCAAGUAAAAGCAGAGCAAAUAUAUUCUCUUAGCUAAGAGUAUUAUAUAAGUUAAAUCUAAUUAUAUAUUUGGCUAAUAGAGAAUAAGUAAUUAUAUGUAAGUUGUGAUUACAUUUACUAGCUGUGUUAGACAAGUAAAUGGCAAUCUUUGGGUCAGUGUUGUUGCAGAGUUCUGAACGCAAGGAGCUAGAAAAUAAUAAGAUGGAGAGUUGUUCCUUUUCGACACGUUUUGGUUUGACGUCAUUACAGAUUUGUUUAGUAUUAAGUUUAAACCUUGUUUAUUGUAUUUUAAAUAAUUCCUUAUGUCUUCACAUCUAUGAUAGACCUAAACUCGUGUUCUAAGCUCACUACAGGAAUACUUGAUAUUUUUAAAAUCAUUAUGUAAUCAAACGUUCUAAGCUUUGUAGUAAUAUACUAUGUACAAAUCUCGUGUCCUUUUUUAAAAGAAAUGAGCCAUGGAUUGAUUAUAAACCUAUUUUGUUACUUAUGUAACGAAUUAUAUAUUUUUCUAUGUGUGCUGUAGUUGAUUUAUAAACGCAAACACAACUAAUUCAUUUUUAUAAUAACUUGAUUUUAUAACAUAUUUAAAUUUUUAUUUUACAAAAUAUAUCAAUGUAUAUUUUUUCCUUUUUUUUCAUUAAAAAUCGAAAUUUAA